This is a messenger RNA of Aspergillus affinis, 1023 nucleotides long. RefSeq names its product SDR family oxidoreductase. The coding region runs from base 1 to 1023 and encodes 340 amino acids. The transcript has 2 exons. Gene Ontology annotation, molecular function: oxidoreductase activity, acting on the CH-OH group of donors, NAD or NADP as acceptor. NCBI's taxonomy places the organism in Eukaryota, Fungi, Ascomycota, Eurotiomycetes, Eurotiales, Aspergillaceae. The record is from RefSeq and is a predicted model, not a curated record.
AUGAUGCAGUCUUGGUUAUCUACGUUGUUCCAGCUCGGUCCCUCGCUUAAAGCUCAUAUAUUGGAAUUAUUCGGCCGCCUGAAGUCAAUAAUACACGACCAGAAUGUGCUACGGAUUUUUCUUACGUUCAGCGCAACGAAGCCCUGGAGUCGCUGGGGUCUACCAGCUAUCUGCACGGCUGGAGUCUUAUACAUCUGCGGCAAGACUUGGUCCAGGUUGACUCUGAACAACUACACCUCGGACAUGUGGGACUGGAGCCGCGAAGUAGUUCUCAUUACCGGCGGCUGCGGUGGAAUCGGUGAACAGAUCGCCCGAAAGCUUGCAGAGCGCGGAAUUACAGUCGCCGUACUCGACAUCAUGUCCCCUAAAACGGCGCUGCCAGCCCAUGUUCAUUUAUACAAGUGCGAUAUUACUUCCAUCGAGGCAAUUCGCCGUACCGCGGAGCAACUGCGCAAGGAUAUUGGCAGUCCGACCGUUUUGAUUAACAAUGCAGGUGUUGGGAGUUCGAAAGAUGUACUUGAGGAAACCGAUGAGGAAAUCGAGCGAACUUUUAAUGUCAAUAUUCUUGCGCAUUUUUGGACUGUGCGUGAGUUUCUUCCGCAUAUGAUCCAGCGGAAUCAUGGACAUAUAGUCACCGUUGCCAGCCUGGCUAGCUUCGUGACCAUCGCGUCCAAUGUUGAUUACUCCUGUACGAAGGCCGCGGCGUUGAGCUUUCACGAGGGCCUGACGCAGGAGCUGCGGCACAGAUAUGGAGCUAGGAAAGUCAGGACUUCCAUAAUUCAUCCCACAUGGGUUCGCACACCACUGAUCGAAGGGCUGGUCACAAGUGAUCGAUGGAACUCCAAGACUAUUGAUGUCCAUACGGUGGCAGAGACGGUCGUCUCGCAGAUCCUCGGGGGCCAGAGUGGACAAUUAUUUCUUCCAGGAAGCUAUGCUGUUACUUCUCUUCUGAAAGGUUUUCCAAGUUGGCUCCAGGAAAGCAUAAGGAACGGCCAGUCGGCUGUUCUCCGCGCUGACGAUUGA